AAAAUUGAAUAGAACACAGACUGAUUUCAGUCUUGAGAUCUCUUCUUAUGCUCAAAAUCAGCUCUGUUCUUUGAAUAUCUUCAGAGAAACAAUGUCAUUAUUCUUCACAUCGAGCAACAAUAACCUCAUAAUCCACGCAGCACUUUCUCUCUUCCUCACUCUCAUCUUCUCCUUCAUCAAGAUCCCAUCCUUCUUCCUUCAUGGCCUCCACACUUACAUCCACCCUGAUGACGUCGCACCCCCAAACCCCAACUCCUCCGGUAUCAAAGCCGCAAUCCGAAGGCCGGGUGACGCCACUACUGGUGAAUUGAAACCAAGGAAGAAAUCCAAUAAGUUUGAAUUUGAUGAAAACAAGGCUCAGAUCUUUAGACUCAAACUCAAUCACAAUCACCUCCAAUCAAGGCUGUAUUUCGAUCAGUUUCGUGGGGUUUUCAAUUUCACCAUCGUCGCAUCUUCUUGCUUGUUGCUUCAUAACUUUUUACCUUCAUCAAAAGAUUCCUCUGGGGUUCUGCCAAAUGGUACAUUGAUUCCAAUCCUGUUAGGGCUUUUAGGGCUUGUUAGAGUAUUCGUCACGAUUGCUAGGGUUUCUUUCGAGCGAUCUGCCUCCAAGAGUUCUGAAAAACAAUUGAGUGUUUUCGUCGGGUUUUCCGCGACUGUAAUCGCCUUCCUCAUCGUCCUCCAAGUUUUUCCCAAUUGGGUUUUCGAUUUUCCGUUUGAAUCUCUCGAUGGGUAUGGAAAAUUUUGCACCGCCGUAUUCAUGGGCUCCCUCGCCGGACUGUUAUACGUUCCGGCAACUAAAACCGCUCGCGCCUACUGGCUUGGAACAGAUCAGAUUCGCUGUAAUUUAUCGAUGAUUCACUGCGGAUGGUUUGGAAGAACACUACUUCACAUCACCUACUUAUUAGCGAUCUUCACUUCAUUGCUUUGGAUUAACCCCUUUUCCGAACUCCUUGUUAACAAAAACAUCGACACAAACAAACGAUCACAAUCAAAUCAUUCACCCAACAUUCAACACAAAGAUCGUUUAGUUGGCAACGUGGGUAUGUCAAGAUCCGAUUUCAACAACUUCCGGCUAUGGUGUAUGCUAGCAACCGGAGUUUUACAAAUGCUAACAUUUCGGGCGAAUGUGCAAAUGUUUUUGAACGAAGCAGUGUUAUCAUGGUACCAAAGAUUACAUGCAAGUAAGUUCCCUGAUUUGGAUUACAGUCGAGCCAAAGUGUUCCUCCAUAACCACUAUUUGUGCCUUGCUGCUCUGCAAUUCUUCUCGCAGCCUGCUUUUGUUCUCCUCUUUCUUGGUUUAUCACGAAUCAAUGAUAAUGUUCUUGAUCACUUUCCAGCUUUGUGUAACAUGAUCCCAUGUUCUGCUUUGAUCAAAGAAAUGGGUUUGUUUAUGGCCUGGUGGGUUGUUUUCAUUUGGUGUAUUUUUGUUUCAGUUAAUCUUGCCCUAUAUAGAAAUGGGAUUAUGUAUGUUUCUUAAUGGUGUUCUUUUUUCAUUUUCGUAUCUACGACUGUUGUAGAUUACGUGGAUCCAUAAUUUGGCUAGAUUUUGGUUGUAGAGUUUUGUGUUAUUAACAAAAUUCUUCCAUUUUUGAUCAAUUUUUUUACUAUUAUUGUGAUA
This is a messenger RNA of Lactuca sativa (garden lettuce), 1618 nucleotides long. RefSeq names its product transmembrane protein 161AB protein. The record is from RefSeq and is a predicted model, not a curated record. NCBI's taxonomy places the organism in Eukaryota, Viridiplantae, Streptophyta, Magnoliopsida, Asterales, Asteraceae.